Molecule: messenger RNA, 6170 nt
Organism: Scylla paramamosain (green mud crab)
Lineage: Eukaryota; Metazoa; Arthropoda; Malacostraca; Decapoda; Portunidae
Gene: Cda5
Product: chitin deacetylase 1-like
Exons: 21
Coding region: 414-3290 (958 amino acids)
Biological process (GO): carbohydrate metabolic process
Cellular component (GO): extracellular region
Molecular function (GO): hydrolase activity, acting on carbon-nitrogen (but not peptide) bonds; chitin binding
Source: RefSeq, a predicted model, not a curated record
AGUGUGAGUUUGGCGAGGGACGUGCUUAGACCGCCGCUGUCAGGAGAGUUUCUCUCUUACCCGCCCUCCGUCCCUCCCUCUCUCCCUCCUUGUCUGUCUGUAUGUCUGUGCGUGUGUCUGUGCUCCUCGAGGACUAACGCAAGACCAAGAGACGGCGAUAUAUCCCCGUGGUUUUUAAAAGAAGGUAGAUUAAAUUCAGAAACGUUAUUUUUUUGGUUCUUGCUACUGCUAAUGGUGUUCUUGCCGCUGCUUUAAUCAUUCUGGUUUGGUUUUUGCUGCUGCUACUGCUGUUACUGUUACUUGUGGUGGUGGUGGCUGUGCUGCGUCUGUCCGUGUUGUUGUUUGUGUGUCAACGAUCGCGCGUCGUGGAUGAGGAUUAGUCGUGAAUAAACAGACUGCACCUCACCACCACGAUGGGUUGGACCACCAGCCUCCUCCUCCUGUCCUUAUUAGGACUCUCCGCGUGCCAGCAGCGGUCACUCAGGAACACCGGGAACGGAAGACAACGCCUGCAGUCCGGUAAGCCCGCCGAGGUAGCUGACUUCAACUGCCCGCAGGACUUUGGCUACUACCCCCACCCGACCGACUGCACCCAAUACUAUGUGUGCGUGUUCGGCGGCGCCCUUCAGGAGUCCUGCACCGGCGGCCUCGUCUACAGCCACGAGUUGGAGACAUGUGACUGGCCGCGCAAUGUGGACUGCGCCCCUGGAGCCACUGGCGGCGGCGUCUCCACCAUCAUUGUGACGGACCCCCGCACCCGCUCCUCCAACACCCGCCCCAUCAGCCCCGUCACCGAGUCCCUCACCCCCUCUGUCGGCAGUUUCGACAAGUUCGACCACAGCUUCAGCUCCACUAAGAACCACCGCACCACCCAGACACUGAACGGAGCAGACAGAAGCGGCAACGAGAGGGCGCUCUUCAGGCAGCCUUCCUCCAAGUCACAGUUCCUCUCCUCCCACUUCUCCUCCUCUUCCUUCUUCAACGCACCCGGCACCGGUGGAACCAACAACAGGCGCCCUACCAAGUCUGCCUCCUUCACCCCAUCGCCCGUGGUGGUCAGUCAUGGCCCCUCAGCUCCCGCCCGCCUCCCCUCAUCAGUGGACCAGACCUACUUCAGUGACUUUAACUACACCGAUCCCGACUAUUACUUCUACUAUGAUGACCUUCUCUAUGACUAUUAUGACGUGCCCGGCGCUACCCCCACCCAGGCUCCUGCUCGCCAUCCCGCCCCCACCCAGCCGGCCAUCAGAGAGGAGGUCUUCAGUGAGAGGGAGGUCAUCCCCCACAUCCCUCCUCCUCCACCUCCUCCUCCCUCCACAACCACCACUACUACCACCACCACUCCCCGCACCACCACCACCACCACUACUACCACCACCACCACUACUCCUGCUCCCACCACCACCACCACCUCCGUGCCUAAAUUGAGGCCAGUCCCUGUCAGAACUCGCGUGGCUCCAUCCACUUCCUCCAAGUCCUUCGGAAGGUCAGGAUCCACCUCCAGGGGCCGAGCAAGCUCUUCUCGCGCCACUACCUCUCCUUCUCAGUCCUUCCAAGCUGCCCCCGCUGCCCCUCGUCUGCGGUCGCCUUCCUCUUCCUCCUCUCCAGCAAGGGACGCAAUAGCCCAGUUGUUCGACUUUAGCCUCCCUGACUUUGAUCCCUCAAGCCCCUUCCCCUUCUCCAGCCUCCAACCAUCCGCCUUUAACCAAAACCCUGCCCCAUCCCCAUCCCGCCCCGCCUCCCGCCCCGUUCCCCAGACCCGCCCCCAGAUCGUCAGUGCCCCAGCCAAAAAGCCACAAAUCAGAGUUCCAACACGAGAAAGGACACCCACUCAUGCCAUUAGAAGCCAGUCCAGACCCUCCUCCUCCCUCUCAGCCCUUAAGAGACCCAUUCCCUCCGAGUUCCCCUCCUUCCCCGUCCCCUCUUCCUCCUCCUCUUCAUCCGGUUCUCAUUCUCCUAGCACUGCUCAGAGGAUCCCCUCAAGGCCUUCCAGCAGCAGCACUCGCUCCUCCUCCUCCUCCAACUCCCGCCCCCAGCCUACUCCUUCUGGACCUCCUGCAGUCGACAACUCCCAGCCUAAGAGAAGUAGACGUCCUACCCUCAAGCCGGUCUCUGUUCUUGCGCCUUCUGCCCCUACCGCCUCCAUCGAUAUUUGGCGAUAUCCCCCGAGGAGACCAACCCCCACUCGCCCCCACCCGACUCCUGAUACCAAGGCCACUAAGUGCGACCCCAAGGUGUGCCGUCUCCCCGACUGCUACUGCGGCGGCGGCGAUAUUCCUGGCGGUUUCAGUGCUGCCGAGACGCCCCAGCUCGUUCUGCUCACCUUCGACGAUUCUGUAAAUGAUCUUAACAAGGACCUGUACACGGACCUGUUUGAGAAAGGUCGCCUCAACCCCAAUGGCUGCCCUAUCCUUUCCACCAUGUAUGUGAGUCACGAGUGGACCGAUUACUCCCAGGUGCAGAACCUUUACGCCGAAGGGCACGAGAUUGCCUCUCACAGCAUCACGCAUAGUUUCGGUGAGCAGUUCUCCACCACCAAAUGGGCCAAGGAGAUCGCUGGUCAGAGGGAGAUCCUGUCAGCCUACGGAGGCGUCAAGAUGGAGGACGUGAGGGGCAUGAGAGCUCCCUUCCUUGCCGUCGGCGGCAACAAGAUGUACCGCAUGUUGUACGAGCAGAACUUCACCUACGACUCUUCAAUGCCCGUGUACGAGAACAACCCGCCCAGCUGGCCCUACACCCUCGACUACAGGCUCUUCCACGACUGCAUGAUCCCGCCCUGCCCCACCAACUCCUUCCCCGGUCUGUGGCAAGUACCUAUGGUGAUGUGGCAGGACCUAAAGGGCGGCCGCUGCUCCAUGGGCGACGCCUGCACCACCCCACCUGACGCUGAGGGAGUCUACAAGAUGCUCAUCAAGAACUUCGAGCGACACUACACCACGAACAGAGCUCCCUUCGGCCUGUUCUACCACGCGGCCUGGUUCACCACGCCGCACCAUAAGGAGGGCUUCAUCGCCUUCCUGGACACCAUCACCGCCAUGGACGACGUGUGGCUCGUCACCAACUGGCAGGCCCUGCAGUGGGUGAGGGACCCCACGCCCCUCUCCAGGGUGAAGAGCUUCGGACCCUUCCAGUGCAACUACUCGGACCGCCCGAAGUGUACUACCAAGAAGGUGUGCAACGUGUGGCACAAGGGCGGCGUGAGGUACAUGAGGACGUGUCAGAAGUGCCCGGACGAGUACCCCUGGACGGGCAACACUGGCGUCAAGAGUCCACUCAAUGACCUCCCCUAAGACUGUACUCUCCUCUCCCUCCCGCUUCUCCCUCAUCCCUCCUCACCCCUUUAUCCCAUCCUAUCCUCACCACCACCAACACCAUCCCCACCACCACAUGCCCUAUUAUUAUCUAUCCUAUAUAUCCUUCCUGUUCCUCAAUCCCCAAACCAUCCCUAUCCUUUUUAUUCCCACGUUCUCCCGCCCCCAUCCCCAUUCCCUCCCUCCCCCCCUAAGACUGUGAUGUGAUGUAAUCUUGUGUCUGUUUCGUAAAAAAAAAAAAUAGGAGUGAAUAAAUAAAGGAAGAUUUAACGCAAACCUCGUUGAAGGAUGAUGAUGAUGAUAAUUGAUAAUGAUGGUGAUAACAACAAUAAAAAAGAAAUCUUCGUCACUGUUUGCUACACUGAAACUUUUUUAUUAUAUUAUUCCGCGUUAUCUUCACGAGUUAUCGUGUAUUGUGUUACUGGUUUCCAUCGCUAAGUGCAUCAAAAAAAUGUGUGUAAUGGAUUAUUUUUACAUUAUAUUUUUUUAGUGAACGAACUGACAAAAAGAUAAAACUAAGUGCAUUCUGUGUGUGUGUGUGUGUGUGUGUGUGUGUGUGUGUGUGUGUGUGUGUGUGUGUGUGUGUGUGUGUGUGUGUGCCUCCUUCCCACAAACAAAACGGACCACGUACAACAAACAGAAUAAUUAAGCCAAACAAGAAGUAACCAGGUCAUCAACGUUCCUUCAAACAGCAAACUAACUGAAAGAGAAAGUCAAAAACUAAGGAAGCAAACAAUCUCAGGUGUCUUUCAGGCCAAGAGAGAAAGAGAGAGAGGGAAACCGAGCAAAACAGAGGAAGACAUCCCUUUUCUUCUCAUUUCACAACUAUAAGGGAAAAAAAUGUAAAAUUGAGACCACAAGAUUCAGUAUCCCUCCUCAUGAUAACACACACACUAAAGUUACAAAGACACCUGUUUAAUUAAGGCUAAUCAGAUGCAGUGGUCUAUAUACAGGAAUGCACACACAAUUUCCUCAAGUAUUUAUCUAAUCCUCGAGAGAUCAUAAGUACCUCCUCUACGUAUAUACGCCGGUAGCGAAGUGGUAGUAGCUUACUGAUAAGAAUAAUACAAGUUACCAUAAUACAAGAUGACUGGUAUUUUAACAGGUAUUUUACGGGCUGCCUUGUGGGACACUCGCACACGCAUACACGUCCUCAACAUGUCGUGGUUAAGAAUGAUCUUUAUCCUCUCGCCCACAACCUACAAAAAAAUUAAUUGUAGAUAUGUAAAUAGAUCCCUCCUCUUCUUUUUUGUCUUCUUUCUCAUAUGACUUUGUUGUUGCGGCGCUAAAUUAAUUAAUCAAUUACCUAUCAAUCCUCUUCCUCCUUCUUCUCCUCUUCUUCCUCCUCCCUGCCUUGCUACACUUUUAUAAAUUAAAUGUGCUUUUUUUCUGAAUUUCAUGUUUGAGAAAAUGUUCAAAACUGUGUAUCAAGUCACUUGUUUGUUUCCAGUUCAAUUUUUUUUUUUUUUAUUUGUUCUUCACUCUUAUCCAUGUUGUUCCUAAAUACUGACUGUUUCCCUCCCCACUCAGAUGAAUGAUACAGUGCAAUACCAACACAUAUUACUGAAUAAACAAAAUGUCAGUCAAUUGACGUGCUUGUUUUUCCCUUUUUUUCACAUGUAUAAUUCCCUUUGCUUACUGGUCAGCCACUCGCGCGCGCGCAUACACACACACACACACACAUACAGAAGUAUUGUUGGCGUUCUCAAACAAUGUUUUUUUUUUUUUUUCUGAGUGAAUGAACGUGUGUGACUUUAUUCUCUCACUUUAUUUUCUUCCUUUUUUUCUUUAGAUCAUUCCUUUCCACCUUCCUUCUCUCCCUUUCUCCCUCCACACUCCCUUUUCCUCCACACACCAACACAUACACACAUAGCGUAUCGAGCCCAACCAUUCACAGCCUAACAUCGAAAGCUGUGCGUUGGGAGUUGCGUUAGGAAGAAAACAAUUAUCUUCAAGAGAAAAUUGUUUUAUUUCUUACUCUGAGGUGAAAAAAAAAAAAAAUACCACCUCGCACUUGGUAUCUAUUAUGUAUCUAUCUUCCGUUGUUUAUUACGUUCACUGAAAUCUACUGAUCGUAGUUAAAAAGAAAGUCCAUUAUUUUACUUCAUUUUUUAUUAAUUUAUUUAUAAUUCCCUACACUUGUUAUUGUAACUAAAGGUAAAAAUGUCUACUAUGCUCUGUAUAGUGGACACAUACACCAGGGGCCAAAAGAAUAUUAUACGAGUACGUAAUAUAGUACUGAUUAAUUUGUACCCGUUCGUUAGUUGACGGACGGAAAGAGGCGGCGAGUGUUUACUUCUGUCGACAAGUUUUAUUAUCGACAGAGCACUUACAGAGCAGCGAGGUCGAGACACUGGGGGAGUCAUGUGAGCUCCCUGUACCAUCACUACCGUCAAUACCAUGUAUGUACCUCAUCUCCAUCCUUACGCCACGUUUUUGUUGUUAUCUUCCGGAAUUGAGUAGUUACCCUCUCAAACCCGCACGUCAGCUUACGUUUUCUUCAAUAGAGUUUCCUGAUCCUGUAUAUCUUCUCGUUUUCUUUGAUUUCCCCUUCUUACUCCCCCUACUCCUUCCCACCCCCUUCCUUCUCUACUUCUACGCCGUUCUUUCCUUUCUCCUCAUCCUCCACCUGUAUCUCCUGUCCUUCCUACGCUUCCUCCUCCUCCUCCUCCAGUCUACGUACUUUAUUGUUUUCUCUUAUUGUCCUUAUGUUAUUGAGCCACUCCCGCUUAGUCCCUCUGUGCUGGAGCAACGCAGAGGCAAUACAGUAACUCUAGGGGAGGGAUUAUAUUAUUUUAUCCCCCAAUCCCACACUUAUGUAAUCGCUACAUAAUAAAUAAAAGGAAAACUGUUCGAUAA